AUGCCUCCUGCUAUGACCGACCUUGUGGACAUAUGGGCAGCCCACUCGCCGCUGGAUGGACAGGCGCCAGUCCAUGUCACCAUGGACUUUCUGCUGCCCACUGGAAUCUACAUCCAAAUGGAGGUCCCACGAGAGGCCACGAUUCAACAUAUCAAACUACUCUUAUGGAAGCAGGCCAAGUCAUUCCCUCUAUCUUCAUUCCUCGGCGAAAUGGAGAGCCACAUGUUCGAGUGUGUCAACCAGGCAGCCGUACAUGAAGAGCUGGAGGACGAAACCCGCCGACUAUGUGACGUUCGGCCUUUUCUGCCGGUCUUUAGGCUGGUGACUCGCAACUGCGGGCGAGCAGAGCGCCUGCUGGAUUCCAAAAUUGGAGUAAUCAUUGGAAAGGGUCUCCACGAACUAGAUGGCAUCAAUGACCAGGAAGUGAAAGACUUUCGCAGUAAAAUGCAGCGUCUGAGUGAGGAGAGGAUGCAGCGUGUGCAGAUGAUGUCCUUCACGGAGUGGCUGCAGGCCUGCUUUUCCCCACAGCUGGAGCCCAGUGCCGGGACGGCCAUCGCAGACGGAGCCAACGACUGGCCUGCAGACCUGAAAGUCAUUAUUCACUUUGACCAGUCCCAGGAUUCCACCAGUCUGAAGGUCCCGUCAUCUUGCACCCCGUCCGUGUUGAUCGAGAUCGCUUUGAAAAAGUGGCAGACCACUCAUGCACCCGAAGAAGAGACGAACAAAGACAAGCACAUCCUGAGAGUUAGCCAGUGCCUGGACUUCCUCUGUGGAGACCACCCCUUAAUCCAAUAUAAGUACAUCCGCUCAUGCCUUCAAGCCAAGGAGUCCCCCCACCUCACCCUGGUCCACAUCAACGCAGUGAAGACCAUAUUCGACAAGGAAAACGCCGCCAUUGGGGCAGUGGUCAGCCGCAAGUCCUCCAACCCUCCUUUACCUUUGCCUCCCAAGAAACGGGCUCCCACGCAAGUCCAGACGUGUGUGUGGGAUGUGUCGAGACCAUUUAAGGUAGUACUCGUAAAAGGCAGCACAGUGAAUGCAGAUGAAAACGCCAAGGUCCAGGUGAGGGCGGGUCUUUUUCACGGGACAGAACUGCUCUGUAAGCCCGCCGUGAGCAGCGAGAGCAGCGGGCGCUCCAAUCACUCCUUGGAGAACAACACGCUGGAGUUUGAGAUCUCGGUCUGCGACCUCCCGCGCAUGACUCGCCUCUGCUUUGCUAUUUAUGCCAUUAUGGAGAAGGUCAAAAAGAAGUCCUACAAAAACCCUCACAUUAACAAGUACCAAACCAUCCGCAAGGCAGGAAAGGUGCACUACCCCAUUGCUUGGGUCAACACUAUGGUGUUUGACUACAAAGGGCAGCUGAAGACUGGAGACAUGAUCCUGCAUUGCUGGUCUUCCUUUCCUGAUGAACUUGAAGAGAUGCUGAACCCAAUAGGAACUGUUCGGAUCAACCCGUACCCUGAGAAUGCCACAGCGCUGCACAUCCACUUCCCAGAUUAUGGACCACAUCCCAUCGUCUUUCCUCCUUUUGACAAGAUACUGGAGAAGGCAGCAGAGAUUGCUGGAUCGAGUGACAGCACACCCAUAGGUCGUGGAGGUAAGAAGUUCCACAUAGAACUGAAGGAGAUCAUGGAGCGCGACCCACUCUCCCAGCUGUGUGAGAACGAGAAGGAUUUAAUCUGGACACUACGCUUAGACUGUCGGGAGAAUUUUCCACAGUCUCUUCCGAAGCUGCUGCUCUCUGUGAAAUGGAGCAAACACGAGGACAUGGCCCAGCUGCAGGCACUUCUUCAGAUCUGGCCCAAGCUGAGUCCCAGAGAUGCUCUGGAGCUUCUCGACUUCAACUACCCUGAUCAGUAUGUCAGAGAAUAUGCCGUCAGCUGCCUCCGGGAUAUGAGUGAUGAGGAACUGUUGCAGUACCUGCUGCAGUUGGUGCAAGUGUUGCGUUAUGAGCCCUACUACGACUGCGCCCUCACCCAUUUCCUGCUUGAACGCGCCCAAAAGAAUCGCAAAAUAGGACAUUUUCUCUUUUGGCACUUAAGGUCAGAGAUCCACAUGCCUGCAGUCUCCAUCCAGUUUGCCCUCAUCCUAGAAGCAUAUUGUAGAGGCAGCAUUCCUCAUAUUGAGGUUCUAAAGAAACAGGUGGAGGCUUUGAGUAAACUAAAGUCCGUCAAUGAGCUCAUUAAGCUGGGAACAAUUAAGAACACUCGUAGCAAAACCAAGGAGGCCAUGCUGACCAAGGAAGCCAUGAUCACAUGUCUAAAACAGAGUGGCUACUCGGAGGCUCUGUCGGACCUGCACUCCCCCCUGAACCCCAACGUCCUGCUGUCAGACAUCAACGUGGAAAAGUGCCGCUACAUGGACUCCAAGAUGAAGCCCCUUUGGAUUGUUUACAACAACAAGCUGAUGAGCAGCGACACUCUGGGAAUCAUCUUCAAAAACGGAGAUGAUCUGAGACAAGACAUGCUGACCUUGCAGAUUCUGAGGUUGAUGGAUCUUCUGUGGAAGGAGGCCAACCUGGACCUCAGAAUUGUGCCGUAUGGUUGCCUAGCAACAGGCGAUCGGGCUGGGUUGAUAGAGGUGGUCUCGUCAGCAGACACAAUUGCAAACAUUCAGCUGACCAGCAGCAAUGUCGCAGCAGCUGCAGCAUUCAACAAGGACGCCCUGCUUAACUGGCUCAAAGAGAGGAAUUCUGGAGAUGCUCUGGAGCGAGCCAUCGAGGAGUUCACUCUGUCGUGUGCAGGCUACUGUGUAGCCACCUACGUCCUGGGCAUCGGAGACCGCCACAGUGACAACAUCAUGGUCCGCAGCACCGGACAGCUCUUCCACAUUGACUUUGGUCACAUUCUGGGAAAUUUCAAGUCCAAGUUUGGAAUCAAGAGGGAGCGAGUGCCAUUUAUCCUCACGCACGACUUCAUCCACGUCAUUCAGCAGGGCAAGACCGGAUACACUGAAAAGUUUGGCAGUUUCCGGCAAUACUGUGAAGAGGCUUAUCUGGUCCUGAGGAAGAAUGGCAACCUCUUCAUCACACUGUUUGCCCUCAUGCUGACUGCUGGCUUACCUGAACUCACCUCAGUCAAAGACAUCCAAUACCUAAAGGACUCACUGGCCUUGGGGAAGUCUGAUGAAGAGGCCCUCAAGCAGUUCCGCCAAAAGUUUGAUGAAGCCUUGAGGGAGAGCUGGACGACCAAGGUGAACUGGAUGGCCCACAACGUCGCCAAGGACAACCGCUCCUAGGAGCCCAAAGGAGCCGUGAAUGCGGGCUCCCAAGAGACACUUUGAGGGAAUAUGUGGAAAUCCCAGGAUCUGCCGAGAAGACGGGGUAAUGGAUGCCCUGCACAAAGAAGGGAAUGGAGCUGUAGUUUGGAAUUGAUUUUGCUGUUCAAUGCAGAUUGUCCUUGCCGCCCGCUUUGUUGCAGUCUGGCUGCUGUUGAGCGUCCAGGCCAACAGGCCUCUCUGUGGAGGCGCUGCUUGUGCUGGCUUUGCACGUUUGGUCAGCCACAACAGCCGCUAAAGAAGGGAACUGAGGCCCUGCGCCUUCACCAAGCACACAGAGCGGGCUAUCGCAACACUUCACUAAAGCAAGCCUGAGAUCCACCGGUUGGUCCAUGCUUGGCUGUUCUGAGCGAUACGGUCCACUGAUGGGACAGUCAUGAGACUUUGUGCACAGCUACACCCUCUCCCUCUGUCCUCAUGUGAACCUCCAAAAUGUCACAAGGUGGCACCAUUUCUGAGGUUUGUUUAUUGUUGUUUUUGUUUGCAAUGACAGAAUUGAUCAUGUGACAGAGACUGCUUGGGGGGGACCAAUGAGAGAAGACGCCCUGAGCCUUUGGGUCCACCGUUUGGAUCAAAGUUCACGUGGACCUGUUGAACACUGGAAUGUUUUCAUGCAGUAACUUAUAAAGUCUUUUAAUAAUCUAAAGGUUUUUUUUUAAUAUCAUUUUUUAAGACUCUGAAAUCCAAAGCGUCGUUGUCACUACCCGUUCUCUCUUCAGCUUCUCCAAACGGCCCUUUGGAAGAACUCACUGCAGCCAAGCCGUUUAAGCUUUUAGGAGCAAAUGUUCAAUCCAGAUCUCCUUUUCAGAUUGUGUGUAAACCAUCUGUUUCCAAACUGAAUGUGUGUGUAUGUCCUGGAUAUUCAGAGGACCUGUUUUAUAUCAGCAGAUGUGGGCGGGGCCUGCGGGCAGUAUCUCUUUAUCUGUGGCAAAAGUGUACACGAGAUGCGAAGCUGCUUCCUCCAGCGCUGUGCCGGCGUCCUGCAUCUGUGUUUGAUUCUGUGCAAUACCCCACUAUCUGAUCCAUCGUCACGAUGGUCCUGGAGCGGCUUUUCGGGGGGAGGAUUCUCUCACCGGCAGCCCUUUCCAACCCCCAGACACUGGAUUUAGUCAAACGGAAAGGCUUUUGUUGUUUUGCUGGCUUUAUUGUUUUCAUAGGAGUUUUAUUAAAGUUAUUUUCGUGUCUGUGCCG
Oryzias latipes (Japanese medaka) is the source of this 4467-nucleotide messenger RNA. Lineage: Eukaryota; Metazoa; Chordata; Actinopteri; Beloniformes; Adrianichthyidae. The record is from RefSeq and is a predicted model, not a curated record.